GGCUUAUGGCCACCUCUUCCGCCUUUCCUUCUCCAAAUUCUGUUGUGUGUGCCUGAGGAACGAACACAGCAAUCAACAAUGUUGCCCACUUCACUUUCAUCUCUGCACGCCACCGCUUCCUCUUCCGUACCCUCUCUUUCUCCUCUUCCCACAUCUUCUCCCUAUCCUUCUUCUUCUACUUCUUCUGCUUCUGCUUUCUCUCUUUCUUUCCAACCAUCUUCUCACCAGCCACCCCGUCUCCUCUCUUUUUCUCCCAAUGCCAAUACCCAUUUCAGGCGAAACUCAAAAACCAAGGUUUUGAAGGUCAAUUGUUCGACAAGUGAACCCUUAAAGGUCAUGAUAUCCGGGGCACCGGCAUCCGGGAAAGGCACACAGUGCGAAUUAAUAGUGAACAAGUUUGGACUGGUGCACAUAUCAACAGGUGAUAUACUGAGGGCUGAAGUAUCUGCUGGGACAGAUAUUGGAAAAAAAGCCAAAGAGUUCAUGAAUGCUGGUCGUCUGGUUCCUGAUGAAAUUGUGACAGAUAUGGUAACAGCACGAUUAUCUCGCGAAGACGUAAAGCAAAAAGGGUGGCUGUUAGAUGGGUAUCCAAGAAGUUUUGCCCAAGCAGAAAGUUUGGAAAAAUUGAAGAUCAGACCAGAUGUUUAUGUUGUGUUGGAUGUUCCUGAUGAAAUUCUGAUCGACAGAUGUAUUGGGAGAAGACUAGACCCAGUGACAGGGAAGAUAUACCACAUAAAAAAUUUCCCUCCAGAGACUGAGGAAAUCAAAGCAAGACUUAUAACCCGUCCAGAUGACACUGAGGAAAAAGUAAAGUCUCGUCUUGAAAUAUACAAGCUAAAUGCAGAAGCAAUUUUUUCCACUUAUUCGAACAUUAUGAAAAAGAUUGAUGGAAGCCGUCAAAAAGAAGUUGUUUUUGGAGAUAUAUAUUCUUUGCUAUCUGAAGUGCAGAAUGAUAAAGUGAAACGGAUUAAAUCUGAAAAGUCAACAGCAAAGAGUGAAACCAGCUCUAAUCAGGCACCAGUUUACCAGAAUAAAUGGAGAGGAAUUCCUACUAGAUUAAACAAUAUUCCUCAUUCCAGAGAAAUCCGGAAUUAUUUUUAUGAUGAUGUUCUGCAAGCCACACAGCGAGCUGUAAAUGAUGGUAGAAUAAGAUUAAAGGUGGAGAUCGCUAUUCCAGAGCUGAACCCAGAAAUGGAUGUUUAUCGGAUAGGUACCUUGAUGGAACUGGUUCGAGUUCUUGCUCUUUCAUUUGCUGAUGAUGGAAAACGAGUCAAGGUUUGUGUUCAAGGGUCUAUGGGGCAAGGUGCACUUGCUGGAAUGCCAUUGCAACUUUCGGGUACUCGAAAGAUCUUGGAGUUCAUGGAUUGGGGGGAUUAUGGAGCUCUAGGGACGUUUGUCAGAAUAGGUUCCAUAGGUGCAAAAGAGGUUGAGGAACAGGAUGACAUCUUCAUAUUAGUGGCACCUCAAAAUGCUGUAGGAAAUUGUAUUAUAGAUGAUCUAAGGGCCAUGACAGAUGCUGCUGGGAAUCGACCGGUUAUUCUUGUCAAUCCAAGGCUGAAGGAUUUGCCCGGUUCAAGUGGCAUAAUGCAAACAAUGGGGCGGGACAAGAGACUGGAGUAUGCUGCUUCUUUUGAAAAUUGCUAUUCCUUCAGGCUUCUCUACUAUGCAGGAACUCAGUAUCCUAUCAUGGGAGCUCUUAGGGAUUUGGUUUCAAUGAAUGGCUUUUGCGGCUAAUGAAGGAGAAGGGACAUUUUUAUCUUUUCUUUGUGAAGAUCCCUCAACCCAAUUGCAGCAUAGGAAUCCAGGCUAUAACUAGAUAUGCUUCCUCAAUCUAGUUCUUAUCUCUAUCCUUGAGUGCACCUUGCCACAGUGGGAUUGUUUGGGCUUUGUCACCAUGCAGAAACAAGCUUCUAGUGUUCAAAAGUUGUGGUUCUUAUACAUAUAAAUUCUGAUCACAGUUUUGAUUUAUCUCCAUGAACGCUUUGACAAUCUUGUUGAAGGGUGGUUGAAGUGGAAAAAUAUGAAGAAACAUUCAUAGGAGUCGCUUAGCAAACCUCUUAGGAUCCACAUCCCAAAUCAUUGAUAUUUCAGGUCCCACAGGCUGAAGAUUGAUAAGUACCAGAAUGGAAGGAAAAAAAUGGAUCGUCUUAAACCCUUAAAUUCCUAGAGCAAACCUGCGCCUUGUUUGAAAGAGAAGGGAAAAGUGGUAGUGUGGGGGUGGGGGAUGGUGUGUUUUAAACUUGUCUUCCAUUUCCCAACUUUUUUAUUGUUACAGAAAAGCUGAAAAAAAACACUCAUUUAUCUUUUCUACCUUACUGUUAAUCACAAUUCUGACACGAGUGUUCAGAAUAUGCACCACUACAAUGCAGUCUCACACAAACGUUUUUGCGUUGAUACUAAACAAAUGGAAAGAUGUUUAUUCAUCUGCCAAUUCUUCUAAACCUGAGCUACUUUUAUGGACAAUAUUGAAAAGUUAACUGUUUCCCA
This is a messenger RNA of Manihot esculenta (cassava), 2487 nucleotides long. RefSeq names its product adenylate kinase 5, chloroplastic. The record is from RefSeq and is a predicted model, not a curated record. The transcript has 17 exons. NCBI's taxonomy places the organism in Eukaryota, Viridiplantae, Streptophyta, Magnoliopsida, Malpighiales, Euphorbiaceae. Gene Ontology annotation, biological process: nucleoside triphosphate biosynthetic process. Gene Ontology annotation, molecular function: nucleoside diphosphate kinase activity; AMP kinase activity; ATP binding. Gene Ontology annotation, cellular component: cytoplasm. Bases 79 to 1734 code for a protein of 551 amino acids.